Dendronephthya gigantea is the source of this 5481-nucleotide messenger RNA. RefSeq names its product elongator complex protein 1-like. The record is from RefSeq and is a predicted model, not a curated record. The transcript is spliced from 41 exons. The coding region runs from base 136 to 4011 and encodes 1291 amino acids. Gene Ontology annotation, biological process: tRNA wobble base 5-methoxycarbonylmethyl-2-thiouridinylation. Lineage: Eukaryota; Metazoa; Cnidaria; Anthozoa; Malacalcyonacea; Nephtheidae. Gene Ontology annotation, molecular function: protein binding; tRNA binding. Gene Ontology annotation, cellular component: elongator holoenzyme complex; cytosol.
CAAACAUGGCGGGGAUUCCCAAAUAUUUAAAAAUUUAAAACGCAAAUUUUUAAUGUUUAUGGAACUAUUUUGUUUCUCUAAAGACCAAAGGCAUACCAGAGAUGUAAAAGUUUGGAAAUAUUACGCUUUGUUGAUAUGAAGAAUCUUCAAUUACUCACCUCACAUGUGAGCAAAGCUAUUCCUAACUGUCAAAAUGCUUGCAUGAGUAUUGAUGUUGACACCGGAUAUGUUUAUCUUGUAUCCUCAAAUCAUUUGGUUGGAUUUUCACCAGAAACAGAGAGUGUUAUAAUUGAAUUACCAUUAUGUAAUUUUAACCAAGAAAAUGACAAUUCACAAGAUAUAAUUGGUAUUCAAAAUUUGCCCCUCCUUGAUGCUGUGUGUUUUGCAACUGCUAAUGGUGAUGUUAAUCUUUUUGAUACUUCUACACAACAGUUAGAAUGUGUUGGAAGUGUUGAUAGUGGCCUUACAUGCAUGUCCUGGAGCCCAGACCAGGAGAUUGUAGCAUUUACAAGUGGUCAAGGUACAAUCAUUUUAAUGAACAAGGACUUCAAUCCUAUUUCAGAAAUACCAAUACAUUCAGAGAUAUUUGGAACAGAUGAACCAGUAAAUGUUGGAUGGGGUAAAAAAGAAACACAAUUUCAUGGGUCUCAGGGAAAAGAAGCUGCUAGAAUUAAAAAUGAGGAUGAUUCAGAAAUAAUAAUUCCCACAGAUGAUGAUAAAAAACCAAGAAUAGCAUGGCGGGGGGAUGGUCAAUUCUUUGUUGUUAGUUCAAUCACUGAGAAAGGAAACAGAGAGUUAAGAGUGUAUAGUCGGGAAGGUGAUGUUGUUUCCACUUCAGAGUCUGUCACUGGGCAAGGAAUGCCUCUUGAUUGGAGGCCAUCUGGAAAUCUAAUUGCCUCAGUUCAAACAUCGGAUGACAAAAAACAAGUCAUCUUUUUUGAGAAGAAUGGUCUAAGACAUGGAGAGUUUUCUUUGUUCUCAAAAGACUCCAAGGUUGUUCAACUAGGUUGGAAUAUUGACUCUAGUGUACUUUGUCUUUGGCUCCAAAACCCAGCACCAGAAACUGAAUUAUUCUACGACAAUGUUCAGUUCUGGUACUGCAGUAAUUAUCACUGGUUCUUGAAACAAGAGUUGAAAUUCAUGGAAAAUUCUCUCAAUGAUAUUUGUUGGGAUGAUGAAACCCGGUUAAAAUUUCACAUUUUAACAAAAGAUGGAAUUUAUGCCUCGUAUCGAUUUUGUUGGGAAAUAUUUCAAUCACGUGGACACCACAUAAAUAAUGACGCCAUGGUUGUCAUGGUAGAUGGAGCCACUCUAUUAUUGACCCCAAUGUCAUCAGUUGUUGUGCCUCCUCCCAUGUCUGCUUACACCAUACAAACAGACAGCUCAAUCAAUUCUGUUACUUUCCAUCCACCAUCCCAUCGUAUGGCUUUACAACUUUCUGACGGCAGCCUCGUUAUUGUCAAGAAAACUGUAAACACGAGUGACGAUCAGAGCUCGUGUGAGUUUCAUCAAACGAGAGUGCAAGAUUUCGAAAUGAACGAAAAGUUGCGGAAUGGACCUGGAUGUUUUCGUCAGUUGACAUGGUGGAAAGAUGGUAUUCUGCUGAUUUUGGGGAAGUUGCAUGAAAGUGGAGGAAAUGUUAUUUGUGAAAUAUCUUUAUCCCAAAAUGACGGAAUAUACCAAGCAAAAUAUCAAAAUAUUUUGCCAGUGGAAAAUGUUCUUCGACUGUCUGUGAAUAUCGACACAAGUUUAGUUAUAUUAGAGUGUGAUGAUGGAUCUCUGUUGCGAUAUACGUCAGAUGCUGGUAAUGGCGAACUGGAGCCAUGGCUUAAUUCAAGAGGGGAUUCUAUAAUUCUAUCACAACCGUGUAUCUAUAUUGAGACUGUAGAGUUUGGUGAUGAGGAGGUGGUUGUUGGUUUAACUGAACAUUCUCGACUUUACGUCAACGAUAAAGAGAUUGCUAACAACUGUUCAUCAUUCUUUGUCCAUGAUGAAUUUCUUCUUCUGACUACCACAUGUCAUGUUUUGCGCUCUCUCAGCAUUGUACCUCAUGAAAGAGGUUUGACAUCGUUAUUUGCUGGGAAAACCGUGGAGGAAAAUGUGAGAAAUGUUGAACGGGGCUCAAGAAUUAUAACUGCUGUUCCACAAGAUACAAAAGUGAUUUUACAGAUGCCGAGGGGGAACUUAGAGACGAUUCAUCCUCGAGUCUUGGUUUUAUCAUAUCUUAAGAAAUGCUUUCAGAAUGUAAAAUACAAGAAUGCCUUCACAUGUAUGAGAAGACAUCGAAUCAACUUAAACUUAAUUCAUGAUCAUAACUCAAAGCAUUUCUUAGAUAAUGUGGCAAAUUUUAUCCAGCAAGUUGAAUCAGUGUCGUCUAUUAAUAUGUUUUUGUCAGAACUGAAAACAGAAGACGUAACCCAAUCUCUAUAUUCAGAAUACUAUCGUGACAAAGAUCCCAGUGAAGGAAUAACGAAUAAAGUUGACACAAUAUGCGAUACUUUGAGAAAUGCUUUAGAGGCGAUUGAUCAGAAUAAAUAUCUCCUCUGCAUAUUGACAUCUUAUGUGAAGAAAACCAACCCGGAAUUUGAAACUGCUUUACAAAUUGUGAAGAAACUUAAGGAUGAGAAGAAGAUCAGUGAUGCUGAAGAUGCUCUGAAGUAUCUGUUAUUUCUGGUUGACGUUAAUAAAAUGUACGACGUUGCCCUUGGAAUGUACGAUUUUCAACUCGUUUUAAUGGUUGCAGAGAAAUCACAGAAGGAUCCAAAGGAAUAUCUGCCUUUUCUGAAUAAUCUUCGCAAAAUGGAGGAAAACUACCAGAAAUACUCCAUAGAUAAACAUUUAAAACGUUAUUCAAAGGCUAUCCGACACCUUGCUAAAUGUGGAUCAGAACGAUUCAAUGAAUCUUUGCAGCUGAUUCAGGAACAAAGUCUCUAUACGGAGGCCCUACAGUUACACUCUGGUUCUGAAUAUAGAACGAUAGCUUCAAGUUAUGGAGAAUAUCUAAUGGAAAAGAAAAGUUACGAGGAAGCUGGUUUAGUUUUUACACGAUGUGAGAAAUAUGAACAAGCGCUCGAAGCUUUUCAGAAAUGUGGAAAUUGGAGACAAGCGUUUUGUUUGGCUGGAAAGCUUGCGUUGACUGCUGAACAGAUUUUACACUUGGCUAGAUCUUUGGCAGGUUAUCUUAAAAAUCGUAAUAAUUUUGCCGAGGCAGCGGUUGUUCUGGUGGAUUAUGCCAACGAUUACGAAGGUGCGAUUGAAUGUACUAUUCAUGGUAAAUUGUGGGAAGAAGCUUUAAGAUUGAUACACAAGCAUGACAGGGCAGAUAUCAUCGAGACUCAUUUUCAACCAACCUUAUGUGAAGUAUGUGAGCAAAUAUUGUCAUCAUUGGAGUUAAAAAAAGAGGAUUUCGAGCGAUACAAGACAAGGUUAGCAGUUGUCAGGGAGGAGAAAGACAAACGCAAACUUGAUGUGAUUGAAAAUGAUGUUGAUGAACAUUCCAACGCAGAUUUAUUUUCUGAAACUUCAAGUAUGAGUGGUCUUACUACUCUGACCUCAUCAUCUCUCUCCUCAAGAAUGUCGCGGAGUUCUGGCAAGUCACACAAGAAUCGUAAGAAAUCUCAACGUAAAAGAGUCAGUUUAAAAGAAGGAAGUCAGUUUGAGGAUUUAGCUUUAAUGGAAGCUUUAGCAGAAAUUAUUUUAUUUGUUGACGAGAUGCAGGAAGAAAUUUCAACAUUAUUGAGAAUGCUUGUGUUAUUUUCCUUCCAAAACGAAGCGAGGGUUUUGCAAACCUCGUAUGGUGAAAUACUUGAUAUGGUUCGUAGUUCAUUGAUAGAUAUUUGGCCAUCAAAUAUGCCAGAAGACACAUCAUCCACAAGUUUUGGCCCUCAUUUGACUUCAAACGCUAUUGUAAGAUCUGUGAAGAACAAGGAAACAUCCCAAGAUAUUCCUUCAACACCGGCUGUUCCUGUUCUUAAAAAACGUCUUCACUGGCGUUUGGACCAACUCAAGUAAUACUGGACAAUAACUGCAUGAAUCUCACUGAUGGACAGAACUUCCAUGCAAGGGAUAAUGACAGUUUGUACGUUGUUGUAAGUGCGAAGGGGUAUAAGUCGUCUCGGGCUGUUUCUAUGGAGUAACUCUACAGGUUUAAAAGACAAUUUUUUGACGUUGAAACGUAACCUUUCAGAUUUAUACUCUCGGAACUAGAGAUAUCUUUGACACGGGUCAUAGCUUAUGAAAUUAACAAGAUUAAGAUUAAGCAAAUACAUUGACAGCCAAUGAAACACUCACUUGAACACGGCGUGAACCUAACAAAUAUGUUUGCUUGUUCUAUUAUUACAGAGCAACAAUGAUCAUUAAUUUAUUUUAAUCCUGAAUUUACGAAGUCAUAAUUUCUAAACUUCUUGUUUAUUAAUCGAAUGUUCUUAAACAACUCUUGUCUCGAGUACAGAAAUUAUUUGUUUGACUUUAUUAAUAGCUAAUUGAAUUAUUUGGGGAUUAACACAAAGCUUGCAUGUGUAUUACCAUAGAGGUGAGUUAUAAACAUCAUUUACUUGUUUAAUUCAGCUUAAACUAAAACGAAGUACCUUCUCUAUAACAAUUGAACUGGAAUUUUUAAACAGAAUUAAUCCACUUGCUUUGUUUAUUUCAGUUCAUCUUCGCAACAGAAAUGGCAGAUCUGUUGAAAACCCCGUAGGUGGUCCAGGGUUUGUUUUCCAUUAUAGUUUCAAUAUUGAUUGUUUUAAAACAAGGUUGUCGUUAUUAUGGUCUUGCGUGGAAUCAAUGUUUGUUUCAAAUCAACGAAUAGUUAUUGCUGUCUUCAACAUUAUUUCAGUUAUAUCAGAAAUAAGAGCUUGGAAUGUAACAGAACGCUUACAGAAUUAUACACAGUUUACUUCAAAAGGACUUGGAAAUCUCACAGCAUUUAAUCUUACAAGUGUAUUAUUAUAUUCGCGUGUCGCACGAAAGUCCUGCACAAUCGAAAAUAUCAUAUCACCUGUGAAUAACAGUGAUUCCUCGUCAUCCGCUUUAUGCUAUAAUUUGAAACAGCAACCACUGUUCAGAGGAAAAUUACAGGAAGGCUCUCGCUUUGCAUCGUUUUAUAAAGUCCGUGGCUGGCUUGUUCUUGGUGUCGUUCUCACUGGAAUUAUUUUUCUGGUCGUCACCUCAGGCAGACGAUCUCCCCGCCGAUGUAACGCUUAUUGCAGAAUGAUUUGCUGAAGGUGGCAAAAAUGAAGGAGAAACGAACACCAGUUAUCCCUCAUCAUAUAUGAACCAGUGACAUCUUGGUAAAGCCUGUGUGGUUUCCAUCAGUCUAAGCUGUCGUAAAGAAAUCAGUUGCUGAUAAUGAUAUGGCCUGUGAGGUUCUUUAUCUUUCUUUGUGGAGUAAGAACUGUCGCAGUUAAUAACUCGUACGAAGAAACAUUUUGGGGAUUGGAAAAAUCACUUUCGUCAACACCAAACUGAAAGCAACGAACUGUA